This is a messenger RNA of Rhinopithecus roxellana (golden snub-nosed monkey), 2692 nucleotides long. It is a transcript of the gene HSP90AB1, whose product is annotated as heat shock protein 90 alpha family class B member 1. Gene Ontology annotation, cellular component: protein-containing complex; plasma membrane; cytosol. Lineage: Eukaryota; Metazoa; Chordata; Mammalia; Primates; Cercopithecidae. The transcript has 12 exons. Gene Ontology annotation, molecular function: disordered domain specific binding; ATP binding; ATP hydrolysis activity. The record is from RefSeq and is a predicted model, not a curated record. Bases 240 to 2414 code for a protein of 724 amino acids. Gene Ontology annotation, biological process: cellular response to heat; protein stabilization; protein folding.
UUUUUCGGACCAUGACGUCAAGGUGGGCUGGUGGCUGCAGGUGCGGGCUUGACAAGCAUGCUCCUUUAAGGCGGAGGGAUCCACGGGAGGGCGGCUGUUCUGUGCUUCGCCUUAUAUAGGGAGCCUUGGGGGCACGCAGCAGCUCUUUCUAGUCACUCUGGCGCAGCGUUUGUGCCUCCUGGUUAUCAGAAACCGAGCCCACGUUGUUCUCUAAUACGUGUAAGCGUUUUUUUUUCAAGAUGCCUGAGGAAGUGCACCAUGGAGAGGAGGAGGUGGAGACUUUUGCCUUUCAGGCAGAAAUUGCCCAACUCAUGUCUCUCAUCAUCAAUACCUUCUAUUCCAACAAGGAGAUUUUCCUUCGGGAGUUGAUCUCUAAUGCUUCUGAUGCCUUGGACAAGAUUCGCUAUGAGAGCCUAACAGACCCUUCGAAGUUGGACAGUGGUAAAGAGCUGAAAAUUGACAUCAUCCCCAACCCUCAGGAACGUACCCUGACUUUGGUAGACACAGGCAUUGGCAUGACCAAAGCUGAUCUCAUAAAUAAUUUGGGAACCAUUGCCAAGUCUGGUACUAAAGCAUUCAUGGAGGCUCUUCAGGCUGGUGCAGACAUCUCCAUGAUUGGACAGUUUGGUGUUGGCUUUUAUUCUGCCUACCUGGUGGCAGAGAAGGUGGUUGUGAUCACAAAGCACAACGAUGAUGAACAGUAUGCUUGGGAGUCUUCUGCUGGAGGUUCCUUCACUGUGCGGGCUGACCAUGGUGAGCCCAUUGGCAGAGGUACCAAAGUGAUCCUCCAUCUUAAAGAAGAUCAGACAGAGUACUUAGAAGAGAGGCGCGUCAAAGAAGUAGUGAAGAAGCACUCUCAGUUCAUAGGCUAUCCCAUCACCCUUUAUUUGGAGAAGGAGCGAGAGAAGGAAAUUAGUGAUGAUGAGGCAGAGGAAGAGAAAGGUGAGAAAGAAGAGGAAGAUAAAGAUGAUGAAGAAAAGCCCAAGAUCGAAGAUGUGGGUUCAGAUGAGGAGGAUGACAGUGGUAAGGAUAAGAAGAAGAAAACUAAGAAGAUCAAAGAGAAAUACAUUGAUCAGGAAGAGCUAAACAAGACCAAGCCUAUUUGGACCAGAAACCCUGAUGACAUCACCCAAGAGGAGUAUGGAGAAUUCUACAAGAGCCUCACCAAUGACUGGGAAGACCACUUGGCAGUCAAGCACUUUUCUGUAGAAGGUCAGUUGGAAUUCAGGGCAUUGCUAUUCAUUCCUCGUCGGGCUCCCUUUGACCUUUUUGAAAACAAGAAGAAAAAGAACAACAUCAAACUCUAUGUCCGUCGUGUGUUCAUCAUGGACAGCUGUGAUGAGUUAAUACCAGAGUAUCUCAAUUUUAUUCGUGGUGUGGUUGACUCUGAGGAUCUGCCCCUGAACAUCUCCCGAGAAAUGCUCCAGCAGAGCAAAAUCUUGAAAGUCAUUCGUAAAAACAUUGUUAAGAAGUGUCUUGAGCUCUUCUCUGAGCUGGCAGAAGACAAGGAGAAUUACAAGAAAUUCUAUGAGGCAUUCUCUAAAAAUCUCAAGCUUGGAAUCCACGAGGACUCCACUAAUCGCCGCCGCCUGUCUGAGCUGCUGCGCUAUCACACCUCCCAGUCUGGAGAUGAGAUGACAUCUUUGUCAGAGUAUGUUUCUCGCAUGAAGGAGACACAGAAGUCCAUCUAUUACAUCACUGGUGAGAGCAAAGAGCAGGUGGCCAACUCAGCUUUUGUGGAGCGAGUGCGGAAACGGGGCUUCGAGGUGGUAUAUAUGACCGAGCCCAUUGACGAGUACUGUGUGCAGCAGCUCAAGGAGUUUGAUGGGAAGAGCCUGGUCUCAGUUACCAAGGAGGGUCUGGAGCUGCCUGAGGAUGAGGAGGAGAAGAAAAAGAUGGAAGAGAGCAAGGCAAAGUUUGAGAACCUUUGCAAGCUCAUGAAAGAAAUCUUAGAUAAGAAGGUUGAGAAGGUGACAAUCUCCAAUAGGCUUGUGUCUUCACCCUGCUGCAUUGUGACCAGCACCUAUGGCUGGACAGCCAAUAUGGAGCGGAUCAUGAAAGCCCAGGCACUUCGGGACAACUCCACUAUGGGCUAUAUGAUGGCCAAAAAGCACCUGGAGAUCAACCCCGACCACCCCAUUGUGGAGACUCUGCGGCAGAAGGCUGAGGCCGACAAGAAUGAUAAGGCAGUUAAGGACCUGGUGGUGCUGCUGUUUGAAACCGCCCUGCUCUCUUCAGGCUUUUCCCUUGAGGAUCCCCAGACCCACUCCAACCGCAUCUACCGCAUGAUCAAGCUAGGUCUAGGUAUUGAUGAAGAUGAAGUGGCAGCAGAGGAACCCAGUGCUGCAGUUCCUGAUGAGAUCCCCCCUCUUGAGGGCGAUGAGGAUGCGUCUCGCAUGGAAGAAGUCGAUUAGAAGUUCAUAGUUGGAAAACUUGUGCCCUUGUAUAGUGUCCCUGUGGCUCCCACCGCAGCCUCAAGUGCCCCUGUCCCACCUGGCUCCCCCUGCUGAUGUCUAGUGUUGUUUUUCCUCUCCUGUCUUUUUGUUGAAGGCAGGAAACCAAGGGUGUCAAGCCCCAUUCCCUCUCUACUCUGACAGCAGGAUUGGAUGUUGUGUGUUGUGGUUUAUUUUAUUUUCUUCAUUUUGUUCUGAAAUUAAAGUAUGCAAAAUAAAGAAUAUGCCGUUUUUAUACA